Molecule: messenger RNA, 1218 nt
Organism: Colletotrichum higginsianum IMI 349063
Lineage: Eukaryota; Fungi; Ascomycota; Sordariomycetes; Glomerellales; Glomerellaceae
Product: Methyltransferase
Exons: 3
Coding region: 1-1218 (405 amino acids)
Molecular function (GO): methyltransferase activity
Source: RefSeq, a predicted model, not a curated record
AUGACGCCGACUCCAACAACUGCCGGCGGUUCCAGUACCGUGGACUCGGGUCGGACACCAGGCAUUCCCCCUAGCGCCGACUCAGAGUCAGUGCAGACACCGACCACGUCUUUGACUACGACAACAGCUGCGGAGACAACAGCUCCAACUCCUCAGCGGGCCGCAGCUCAGACGAGUAUCCAAUAUCUACUCAAUCCUGUCGAGGAUGAGGCCGUCGAGCCGCUCCAGGUCGAUACCGAUAUUGCCAACCCCGGCGAAGAUAGCGACUCCGCCUAUGGCUCCGACAGUGGCACCGCCUACACGGGCUCCAUAACCUCCUCCAUAUUCCACUACCAGUACGAAAACGGCCGCCGAUACCACGCCUACCGCGAGGGCCAGUACGUCCUCCCCAACGAUGACCAGGAGCAGGAACGCCUAGACCUGCAGCACCACAUCUGGCGCUUGCUUCUCGGUGGCCAGCUAUACACGGCGCCGCUGCCUGCGCCGGAGGAUCGGGAGGCCGCCGACAUGCGCAUCCUAGACCUCGGCACGGGGACGGGCAUAUGGGCCAUCGAGAUGGCCGACGAGUACCCGAGCGCCCAAGUCUACGGCGUCGACCUCUCGCCCAUCCAGCCGGAAUGGGUCCCGACCAACUGCAAGUUCCAUGUCGACGACUACGAGGACGCCUGGACGUACCGCGAGGACGAGCGCUUCGACUACAUCCACGGCCGCGCCCUCAGCGGCACAUCGUCCGACUGGGCGCGCUUCUACGACCGCGUCAUGGGCGGGCUGAAGCCCGGCGGCUGGGUCGAGAUGCAGGAGUACGACGCGUGGAUCUUCAGCGACGACGACAGCUUCGAGAGGGCCGUGUGGACCAAGGAGUGGGUCACGAAGCUGGACGAGGCGAGCAAGGCCUACGGCAAGCAGAUCAACGUCGCGAGGCACCACAAGCAAUGGAUGAUCGAAGCGGGCUUCGAGGAUGUGCAGGAGCUCGUGUACAGGAUACCAAUCGGCCCCUGGGCUAGGGAUCCCGCCCUGAAGGAGCUUGGCCGUUGCGAGCUGGUUCACAUGCAGAUGUCUGUCGACUCACACACGCCGGCACUCUUCACUCGGGUCUUGAACUUCAGUCACGAACAAGCCCAAGUGCUGAUGGAGGGCGUCAAACGAGAGUUCCGCAGCAAAGACUACAGGCUCAUCACAAGCUACCGGUUCAUCAGGGGGAGAAGGCCGAGGGCGUGA